Molecule: messenger RNA, 3976 nt
Organism: Cucurbita maxima (winter squash)
Lineage: Eukaryota; Viridiplantae; Streptophyta; Magnoliopsida; Cucurbitales; Cucurbitaceae
Product: ion channel DMI1
Exons: 12
Coding region: 482-3301 (939 amino acids)
Biological process (GO): monoatomic ion transport
Source: RefSeq, a predicted model, not a curated record
CCAUAAUGGAAUCUCUCGGGAAAAGUAUCAGAGUCAUAGAAAGAAAUCAGCAAAACCUGAAACACAACAGAAAAAAACGAACUAACGAAAAGGCAGAGAGAGUGAGAGAGAGAGAUUGAAUCAUACGGCGCACCUUUUUUCCCUCUCACUGCCGCCGGCGGUUCUCUUACUCCGCAGCUUCAGAACUCCGGUCAGUAACGCCCAACGCACAUAGAAUUCAAUUACUUUGAGCCGCCGUCCACAGCAAAUCUUAUUUCACUCUUCCAGUGAAAAUCGAGGAGUUGACGGAAGAUGAAGAUGGCAGGUGAAGCCCUCAACCAGAUCUGAUGAUGCCUUUACACGUCAGAUGUGGGUCAUCCUGGACGGCCCUGAUUGACCCGACCACCCACCAAAAUUCCUUAAGCGGAGGGAAGCCGGGACACCCAGAUUCCGCUGCUUUUGCCCCCAAAUCAAAUAUCCAUUUUUCUCUCACUCUGUGUUAAUGGCAGGCGACAAUGAUGAUUCCACUGUUACAGUGCGUCCGAAUGCGAGCCCUAUCAAACCCGAUUCGCCACCGCUUCUGAAGCGAUCGAAGACCAUCGCCGUCGAUGCUUCCCAGACGCCUCACUUCCCCGCCGUCCGCCGUGUUUCAACUGCUCCGCUUUCUGCUUCUUCUUUCCGUCAACCUACUGAUCUUCGCCUCUCCAUCGACAACGAUUCUGCCCCUGUCACUGACGGCGCCCAGUUCUUCAAUAGGGAUUAUAUUUUCCCCUCCUGCCUUGGUCCCUAUGCUUCCAAGCCCAGACUCACGUUCAAGGCCACCAAGCACGCCAACCAGGACCUGUCCACCGCCUCCUCCUUCAAUCGUCGCCUUGGUUCGAAUCGGGUGCAUGGUGCGGUGGCGGAACAGUCGCCCCCAAAAGCACCUCCGUCGAAGGUGCAAGAAUCAAAGAAGCAAGAGAAGCCGGUCAAGCUGAUUGGCAGACCCGAUUCGGCGUCUCAAUCCAGUAUGAGGAGAUUUUUGAAACCUACGCAUUCCUUAAUGCACUACUUGCCCAUUAUCGCUUGUAUGUUCAUGGGAUUCUAUGCAGUUUAUCUGCAAAAGAAAGUUACGAAACUUGAGGGAGAGAAAUCUCGCCUUCAUCAACUCUGUAGUGAUGAAAACGUUAUCAGUGCAACCUGGGUAAUGUCAGUACCAGGAGAUAACAAUUCGACAUUUAAUUUUUUUAAUGCUGACAGUCGAUCUGUAGCUCUGUAUACUGUAGUGUGCACACUUGUUAUGCCGUUCAUAUUGUACAAGUAUCUUGAUUACCUUCCCCGGAUUAAGAACUUUUCAGAAAGAACUCAAAAUAGCAAAGACGUGGUUCCUUUGAACAAGAGAAUUGCAUAUGUGGUCGAUGUGUGUUUCUCCAUCUAUCCUUAUGCAAAGCUGCUUGCACUUCUUUUUGCCACUGUAUUUCUUAUAGGAUUUGGAGGAUUGGCAUUAUAUGCUGUUAGUGAUGGUAGCUUUGCUGAAGCUCUCUGGCUUUCAUGGACAUUUGUGGCCGACUCGGGAAAUCAUGCUGACAGGGUUGGCAUUGGGCCCAGAAUUGUUUCUGUGUCUAUAAGCGCAGGGGGUAUGCUGAUUUUUGCAAUGAUGCUUGGGCUUGUUUCUGACGCUAUUUCAGAGAAAGUUGACUCACUGCGGAAAGGAAAGAGUGAAGUCAUUGAAAGAAACCACAUUCUCAUUCUUGGAUGGAGUGAUAAAUUGGGUUCACUUUUGAAGCAAUUAGCAAUUGCAAAUAAGAGCGUUGGUGGAGGGGUAGUUGUUGUUCUUGCUGAAAGAGACAAAGAGGAAAUGGAGAUGGAUAUAGCAAAGCUAGAAUUUGAUUUCAUGGGGACCUCUGUCAUUUGUAGGAGUGGCAGUCCUCUUAUACUUGCCGACUUGAAGAAGGUCUCUGUCUCUAAGGCACGUGCUAUCAUUGUUUUGGCAACGGAUGAGAAUGCAGAUCAGAGUGAUGCACGUGCUUUGAGGGUUGUGCUCAGCCUCACUGGAGUGAAGGAAGGUUUGAGGGGCCAUGUAGUUGUUGAGAUGAGCGACCUCGACAAUGAACCUCUGGUAAAGCUUGUUGGAGGUGGAGUUAUUGAAACGGUUGUUGCUCAUGAUGUUAUUGGACGCUUAAUGAUACAAUGUGCUCUGCAACCGGGACUUGCACAGAUAUGGGAAGAUAUCUUGGGGUUUGAGAAUUCAGAAUUCUACAUCCAAAGAUGGCCUCAAUUAGAUGGACAACGAUUUGGAGAUGUACUGAUUUCAUUUCCUGAUGCUAUUCCUUGUGGAGUUAAGGUUGCCGCAGAUGGUGGAAAGAUAAUCUUAAAUCCAGAUGAUAACUACAUUUUAAAGGAGGGGGAUGAAGUCCUUGUUAUAGCUGAGGAUGAUGACACCUAUGCUCCGGGGCCAAUUCCUGAGGUGCGCAGGCCAUUCUUCCAAAAGAUUAUCGACCCUCCAAAAUAUCCCGAAAAGAUAUUGUUUUGUGGUUGGCGCCGUGAUAUAGAUGAUAUGAUUAUGGUUCUAGAGGCAAUCCUCGCUCCUGGUUCAGAGCUGUGGAUGUUUAAUGAAGUUCUUGUAACAGAGAGAGAGAAAAAGCUUAUUGAUGGCGGACUUGAUAUUUCUAGUCUAGUAAAUAUCAAACUUGUCCAUCGCCAGGGAAAUGCUGUCAUUAGAAGACAUUUAGAAUCACUUCCACUUGAAACAUUUGAUUCUAUACUAAUUCUCGCAGAUGAAUCCUUGGAGGACUCUGUUGUGCAUUCGGAUUCACGUUCUCUUGCCACUCUUCUCCUUAUUCGAGACAUACAGUCGAAGAGGCUUCCGAACAAAGAUGUAAAGCUAACUUCAACGUCCUUGCGGCUUGCUGGGUUUUCUCACCACUCGUGGAUUCGAGAAAUGCAGCAAGCCUCAGACAGAUCAAUAAUAAUUAGUGAAAUCCUGGAUUCAAGGACCAGAAAUCUGGUAUCAGUUUCUAGAAUCAGUGAUUAUGUGUUGUCCAAUGAAUUGGUAAGUAUGGCACUUGCUAUGGUGGCGGAAGACCAGCAGAUUAAUCGUGUCCUUGAGGAACUAUUUGCAGAAGAGGGCAAUGAAAUGUGUAUUCGACCGGCGGAAUUUUAUUUAGUUGACCAGGAAGAGCUCUGUUUUUACGACAUAAUGAUUAGGGGGCGACAGAGACGAGAAAUAGUGAUAGGCUACAGGAUUGGAAUUUCGGAGAACGCCAUAAUCAAUCCACCACAGAAAUCUGAGCAGCGAAAAUGGUCUCUUGAUGAUGUUUUCGUUGUGAUAUCAUCAGGUUGAAGAAGGUAGGGACACAAGACAACAACAAAGGAUGGCAGGUACAGUUUUGUACUAUUUUGCAAAUCCCUGGAUAAGCCAUCCACAAUGAUAGGGACAGGCGGCCGGGGAUUAUAUCUCUUAACUCAUCAAGACAAGACAGACAUGAUUUGUUGAAGGUAGGGAUUUUGAAGAUAAUUUUGAUGGGGGAGAAGCCAAGGGGAAGGUAUGUGUAUUAGUUAGUUAGUGUACAUAAGAACUUAAGAGGCUAACUAUACGCAUUGUUACAUUACAUGGUCAAAAUAAAGCUGGCUGAGUUGUUUUCUCUUCCUUUAUUUUUUGUUUUUGUGGGGUUAAUGAUGGGUGAUGGGUUGAAAUGGAAGGCAGAGAUUCUGAGGAGUACAAAACAAAGCAGCUGAGGUAUAAUUGGAAAUAUGCGCUGUGGUCUCCUCUGCCUCCACACAGUCCACCCCCACUUACUUUCCUUUGCCGUUUUGGAGUACUCUUCUAGCUCACUCUCUAGUUCAUUCAAACUUGUUGCUGCUCUGAUCUUAACAUUAUGAUGCUACUCACAGGGAUGGAAGAGAAAUUUGUAGAAAUAUGUUGCGUUAUGUACAAAAAUGCUUGAAUUUUUAUGUGAAAAAUAUGGAUAAUGAAUAAAAGUUGAUGCAUUAACCAAGUAGAUUAUGAUUUUGUGGA